This is a messenger RNA of Conger conger (European conger), 1508 nucleotides long. Its product is annotated as fibulin-7. The coding region runs from base 162 to 1508 and encodes 448 amino acids. The transcript is spliced from 8 exons. Gene Ontology annotation, molecular function: calcium ion binding. The record is from RefSeq and is a predicted model, not a curated record. NCBI's taxonomy places the organism in Eukaryota, Metazoa, Chordata, Actinopteri, Anguilliformes, Congridae.
UUACUUUAAAUAGGACAUUAAACUAACGUUUGUGUUAGCCUACUUUGAGUAAUUAAACAUAUAUUUGACAAAUAUAGAGUUAAUUAACUUAACUUCACGUUUUAAUUUGAGUCGUGCCAACGUCAAGCAAGCUCCGAAGGAAUUUGUGGAUUGCUGAAGAGAUGAAGCGGACGUACGUUAUCCUGACGAUAUUGUGUCUGUAUCACACCUCAUUCGGACAGGACUGCCCCAGCAGGCAGGAGAUGCAGGGCACCCUGCGCCAGCUCCACAAGCUGCUCUCGGCCCACGAGACGUCCUACCUGCAGGGCCUGCGGUCGCUGAGGAAGAAGAUCAACCUCCUGCAGAGCUCCACGGCCAGGCAGAGCGGCAAAGCCGGCAACGGGACCUGCCCAAAGCUGGAGGUGCCCGGCAACGGCAGGAAGCUCGGCAAGGUGCUGGCGGUGGGCCACGAGGUGCACUUCCUGUGCGACCCGGGAUUCGAGCUGGUGGGGUCCGAGACCAGGGCGUGUCAGGAAUCCCUGAGCUGGAGCGGCCAACAGCCCUCCUGCAGGAAAGUAAACGAGUGUGCUUCCGCACCGUGUCAGAACGGAGGGACGUGUGCGGACGAGGUGAACCGAUUCGUCUGCACGUGUGCGAAAGGCUGGACCGGAGCCACCUGCCACAUGCCCAUACCCACGUUCUUCUCUCUGACCAUCAACGCCUCCUCAGUUCCCCCCACCUCCUCCCCAACCUCCCACGCCUCGGUCGCCCCCUCCUCUCCCCCGUUCUCCCCCUUCCUGCACCCCUCCCGCUGCACACAGCUCCUGGGCUCCACACGCUGCACCUGUGAGGCCGGAUUCACCAUCUCGGGCCGGGACAGCAGCCUCUGUGUGGAUAUUGACGAGUGUGAGCUGUUCCACAUGGGCCAGGCGGGGCGUCUGUGUGUGCACAACUGUGUGAACACCCCCGGGGGCUACCGCUGCUCCUGUCCCUCUGGCUACAACCUCACCCGGGACAGCCGGAACUGCAAAGACAUUGAUGAGUGCGAGACCCGACAGCACAACUGCACCCGGGACCAGCUGUGUGUGAACACGUACGGAGGCUUCCAGUGUGUGAGGGUGGAGUGCCCCCGCAUCCGCAAUGCCACCUACGUCAAGACCUCACCCGUGCGGUGCGAGCGGAACCCCUGCCCCGUGGACAACAAGGCGUGCUCCCAGGCGCCCAACUCCGUGUCCUUCCACUUCCUGUCGGUGGUGUCCAACCUGUCGGCGCCGCGCGUGCUGUUCCGCGUGUCGGCGGCGCGCGUGCUGGGGGACACGCUGCGCUUCGGGCUCCUGGGGGCCCGCGGCCGGCGCCACUUCACCGUGCAGCGCGCCGGCCGGCAGACGGGCCAGCUGCUGCUGGUCAGCCCCGUGCAGGGCCCCGCCACGCUGGAGGCCGAGGUGGAGAUGAGCGAGCUGGAGCGCCGCAGCACGCUCGGCCGCUACGUCACCAAGGUCACGCUCUUCGUCUCGCCCUACGCCUUCUAG